Messenger RNA from Octopus sinensis (East Asian common octopus), 4400 nucleotides. Its product is annotated as sperm-associated antigen 17-like. Gene Ontology annotation, cellular component: axonemal central apparatus. Gene Ontology annotation, biological process: axonemal central apparatus assembly; epithelial cilium movement involved in extracellular fluid movement. The transcript has 26 exons. Lineage: Eukaryota; Metazoa; Mollusca; Cephalopoda; Octopoda; Octopodidae. The coding region runs from base 405 to 4259 and encodes 1284 amino acids. The record is from RefSeq and is a predicted model, not a curated record.
CUUUCACAUUAAAUUCCGACAUAAUCGUUAUCAACACCAUCCGAAAUGUUUCAGAAAAUUAUGAGGAAACAUCAAGGUGUGUGAAUUAUCCGAAACUCCUCUCCCCUCUCACAACGAAUUCUGAUAUAACCCUUAUCUACACCAUCUAAAAUGUAUCUCUGGAAAAUUUCAUUAAAAAAUAUGCAUUUUUCAGAAAGUUAGGAAAAAAAAAAAAGAAAUAUCAGGAAGAGGCACGUAUCUGCAGUUAUGUCGUUAUGCGAAAGUUAUUUAUUGUACUUUUGACGUUCCAUAGUUGGUUGCGUGACACUAAUUAUAGCGUACCCCGUUUCCUAGUAACGGCAGCGUUGUGUGGUCAUGAAUUGAGAGACAGAACUUUAUAACUUCGCCAACCUCAGGGUGACACAAUGUCUAAGAAAAUAGGAAAGUAUGCUAAUGGACACGCUACAGCGAAAUGGGAACAAAGUCUUGCUAGGGAACAGCUGCAUGAGUCUAGCUGGAAAGUGUUUAUUGCCCUCAUUGCUGAGGACAAACCAGAGGAUGUCAUCAACGUCAAUAAUUUAACUUCGGCAAUCAACGGUGGAUCUCGGAGACGUUUUGGUAUCAUCACACAACAAAGUCUGUACAAGGAGGUAAACGUUUAUGGCAAUCCAAAAGGUCGAGGUAAAGAUGCCCCUCAAUAUGUUGAGGUAUGCGAGGCAUGUAAAGCCUUUAUUGAUAGCAAGGAACCAAUUCCUAGUGAGCUUUUGGCCAAACUCAUCAAGUUUAAGUUGUUGUCAUUAAAAGCUGACGACAUAGCCAAAUCUAAACCUGUAGAAAAACGUAAAGCAUCCUUGCAGACUGUCGACCUGAAAAAGGUUAAAACUGGUAAAGGGAACAAGGCGGCCGGGAAGAAAACGGCUGCUGCUAAAACAGGUGAAGAAGGCACCAUCAAAGAAGGGACAAACCUAAAGAAACGUUCCGAAGAAAUCUAUGACUACAAAUAUAUUGAUGAUGAACCAGAAUUCGGUCCUAACUAUUAUGCUGUUAUUAGCGGAUUCUAUGAACCCAGUUUACCAAUACUUUUAGCUGAUAUUGAUAUCCUGAUUGAUGUUGUUGUGAAGUUUGGUUCUAUCCAUUAUACUGGUUUGGCCGUUGAGGUGAUAAACAAGGACAACCUCAUACCUAAAGACUCAAGAUUAAUUGCUCAAGAAGAAGCUGUGGCCGCUGAGACUGAACGCCUAAAGAAAGCAAUGGAUUAUUUCUGGAAGUGGACCAUGAUUUACCUAAAUGAGCAAUCUGCAACAUCACAAACUCGUAACAUUUACGUCACAGACUUUCUAGAUGACAAGGAAUCCAAUUUAGAAAGCGAUUGUGCCAAACUCUAUGAGAAGUUUGCCUUCACGCUUUAUGGCAUUGUUGAAAAACAGCGCAUGUAUCGGAAUUUCAUAAGGAACACAAAAAUAAUCGCAGUUCCGACCAUUGGUCCCAUACCUCCUAGAGCUGUCCCAAUCUCAAGCAAUUUGUGCAUCGUGCCACCCCCACCUCAAUAUCCGUUAAUUGAGCCACGUACUUUUACCACUCUGGACAUGCGUUAUUAUGAUGACUUAAUGGAUACCAUUCCCAUGGAGUGUGUCACCGUUCCCCUCAUUUUGCAUGCCAUGAUCGAACAGGUGGUUGCAAUAGAGAGACGUAUACUGCCUCCCCGAGAGUAUCAGCCACCUCCUACAUUUGAUGGUUUGAACCAAGAUUUGGCAAAACAUCUGUCUAUGAUGCUUCAGAAGCUUAUUUUGGAUGACAACUGCUCUGAGGUGAUUGAUGAUAAGUUGGAAGAGAAAGAAGUUCCCAAGGAAGAACCAUUGAGGCUAAUCAGUUACCAGGAUGAAAGCAGCAAGCUUUUCCAUCACUUGAAAUCUUUCCAUGAUUUUGUACCAAAUACUGUUGUAGACAAAAUGUUGGAUAAGUUUGGUUUCUCUAGAAUUGAACAUUUUCCAGUCACAGCGCUGAGGCAUAUCGUGGAGGCAGAAGCUCGUGAAUUUCUUCACUUCUGCUCAAAAGAUGGCACUUCUCAUAAAAUGGUGAAUUUUGUCUUGCAACAAAAUGUCUUUCAGACAUUACAACUGCCACAUGUGGACAAGGAAGGUCUGCUUCAGCCAUACAAACUUCCUAAUUACAAUGCAUGGGACCACCCAAUAUUCCUGUUGGAACAAAAUGUCUUCCCUGAAUACGAAGGAGUUGAGUUCAGUAAUAAGUCGUUGCAAACUACUCAAACAGCUUCGACCAUAUCACUUGACUCUGCCCUAGCAAAUUCCCUGGGAGGCAGUGGGAAACCUACGUUGUACAGGCGUCACUCGUCAGCAGAUGAACGAAGUCUGGAUUUUUUCAGCAGUAGAAACGUUAGUCCUGAUAUUGAACGUAUUUGCAAGAAUUUGAUAGAGAAGAUAAAGUCAAGUAGGCAGAGGAAUUUAGAAAACUGGAACUAUCUGGAACAUUUAAGCUCCGGCGUAUUUCAUCAGGUGCUGUUUGAAGCUAUGUACUACCAGCCCCACUACACUAAAUAUUAUCAUAUCAGGGAAGACUGCCUGUAUUUAAUUUUGGACAACCCUUACAACAAAGACUUGUUCAAUUUACAGACAUGGCAUGUCCAGUUAUAUUCAAAUAUUGGAUUUAGGAACUUUAUGUUUUAUGUUGCUGAUGAAAUCAAAGAAUGGUCCUUGGCAGAAGAUAAAAAGGAACUGGAGCAGCUAAAAGAAGAGAAAGCACUGAAGUUGCUGGAACAACAAACAGUUGUGAGUGAGUAUUUUAAAGUUGAUAGAGUAGAGAACAGACACUCACUUGACGACAAAAAGGUGCUAAAAAAGAAAGAACUGGUUUCCAAUGUAAAUUCUGAGCAAUCUAAAUCCAUAUUCGAUGAAGAUCAAUUUACAAGGCCCCAUUCUCUCAAGGCUUCCAAGAAGGAAGAACAUGUAAUGAAGGUUGACGAGCUUGAUAAGGACAAGAAGAAACGAAAAUCUCCACCAAGACAAGAUAAAUCACCUGACAAAGAGAAAAGGGUCAUGUCUCGUUGUAGUCUCAAAACUCCCAGAAUAGGUCGUUUCAAGUCAAUGUAUGAUGACAGUUUGUAUGAUAUGCAUUCCAGUAUCAUUGAACCGGACCCUGACAAACCUGAAUUACCUUUUUCAGGUUACAAGCUGGACGACAACCUUAUAAAACUAACCAGCAAAUGUUACACGAUGUUUCCUUCUGAUGGCUCUCAAAUACGAGUCACAACCGAGAACUUUUUAACAGGUGCCAAAAAUGUGAGAUGUUCAGUUCUACUGAAUGGUCACGUCUUCUCUGUACACAUCCUGAAUCCACUUGAAGUAGAAGCAUUGGAACCUGAGUGUCCGCCUCCCCCAUCAACUUGUAAAUAUCCAGUGACAACUUCUACCUCUUCAGUACAAUCACCAGCAAAUAAGCCGACCAUUACUACCAGUCCAAGCAGUUGUGUCGCUGAUAAUAUUACACAGGAGACUGACACGACGAAGCUGCCGAUAUUUAGUGAGUUCGGCUCAUUUACAGCAACCCUAGCAGAUGGAGUGGUCCUGGCGUACAGCCAGUUUGGGCCGACUGGUUACUUCAGAAACUUCUCAGGUAAAAUUGAUCAGAAUUCAUCCAUGAAGGACAUAAAAGACCAGCUGUUCAUGUCAAGUGAAUCGUUUUUUAAAGAAAGAAGCCGAAAGAGAUCCAGAUUCAGCAUGGACCGCUUUCAAUCAAGCGAUAUGGUCGUAGGUUUUUCCAAAAGAUGUGGUUCAGAAACAGAUGCACAGUUUGGAUCAUUCCCUACAUUAUUUUUAACCUGUCCAGAUGGUUUGAAAAUUGACUAUGAUGUACUACAUUCCAACGUGAAUAACGAUGAUUACCUGGUUGUGAGGCAGAGUUUCCCCUUUAAUAGCAAAGGACUUCAACCUUGUGAACUGAUACGAAACGAACAUUGUUACCUUGAAGAACGGAGAACUGUGUUGCCUAAUGGAACUGUUAUUAAGAAAAUGAAAAAUGGAAAAUACCAUGUACUCCACGCUGAUGGCACUGUGGCUCAUGGGGAAUUUGCCACUGAGAAACAAGUUAUGCAUAUCGCAGAGAAAAGUGACAUUGCUGACCUUAAUAUAGUUUCACUGACCUGUGAGAUUGAAAAACUGGACUUGAAAACUAUGAAGUGGACAGUCAUUCAAUCAAAUGGUCAGAAAGUUAUUUUGUACCCGGUGGCAAAAAGGAAUAUCUGCCGAAAGUCUUGUUCAGUAUGAAAUCAGAUGUAAAAUCUGGACAGACAAUGAUGACCAGAGAUGACAAUGUGAUAUUGAUCAGCGAACCGAGUGGGAAGACCACCGUGGAACAUCAGGAUGGCACCAGAAUCACUUCUUAUUUUGAAAAAGUUUAUAUGACUG